AGCGACGCCGUGUAGUUGCACUCAAUUUUUUGUUCCCCCCUGCAUUGCUAGGGAUCAUUGCUAAAUUCUCACUUUGUCUUCACUCCGGUAUGCCUAUGUGUCAGAAGGGAGAGCGUAUUGAAUUCCGAUAUUCAGGCUGCGUGCUUGUCGUGCAGUUUACGCCUUCUUUCUACCUUGUUGAAGUAGAAAUGUUCAAAAAGAUAUAGGCCCGUAACUGUCGCUUUCGUCUUUGCGCGAAAUACAAAGAAGCGUUUUUCGAAAGAACACGGAAGAUGACGCGCAACACGGUUUCUUUGGUUGUGUCUGUGGCGCUCAGCCAGACGUUCAGCUUUGCCGCCGGCAAGGCGAAGACGGAGGCCGACGCUGUCCGCGAAACCUCGCUGGAACGCAACCGUUCCCGGAAGGAGUUUUUCAAAAAGUACAAGAAGCAGCGGCACCAGAGUUUGGUGUGGCAGCAGGCGGGGUGCAUUCUGGAUGCACACGAGAAGGUCUGCGACGAUGACGCGCCGAAGAACAGCAAGUACGCUGAGAAACUACACAUCCGGCUGCUGGAGGAAAGUUUGAAUCCGUUGUCGCACGAGAACAUGUUCCUGUGCUGCUGUCCCCGGCCCUACAAGACCUGCGGGCGGAACAAGGUCGACAAAUUCUGCCUGAAGGAGGUGGCGGCCAUGAAAAAGCGCAUCACGGGCAUCAAUCCCGACCACGAUGACGCGGCGACUGAGAUGCAGAAGGAGCUGCAGAAACUGCGCGGGCGUCUCAUGGACAACGCGAUGAAGGGAAAAGUCAACGAAAAAGACGCAGUUUUUAUGAAGGUUUGGUUUGCCCUGUAGUCUUGGUUCUCGUGAGAUCAUCUGGUGGUAAAAAAUUUUGCGACUUGAGUGACAAAAAAUAUUUAGAGAUCUCUUGUAUCAACAGAAAUGUAUCGCUCUCCAGUAUCCUCACUAAAAAAAAACCCAGGACGAAUCCGAAAAGUCGGUGGUGGCGCCGAUGGAGCCGUUUACCUAUUGCACCAAGGAGCAGAAACUGUACCACACCCGGCCGGACUUGAAGUGCGACAUGCUCACGUGGCAGUUUGAGGAGCUCUCGGACGGCAACAAGCCGGAGUUCAAGCAGGACGAGUGCCCCUUCGUGCGGAUCCACCAAGCGAAGCGGCAGAAAGCGGACAAGCGCAAGGAUCACAUGUACAACAAAAAGAACUGGGGCCCCUUGCAACAGCUCCUCGACUAGGAAAAAGGAAAAACUCCAACCUCGUUCGCGGUUUGUUAUUCUCUGUAUCACAGAAAGCAGGUGAAAGUUGUAGUUGUAGAUCAAGCAUACAAGAAUAGGAUCGGUCGCGAUCAGUCUAUCAUGCGUGUUAGGGAUGCAACCUUGACGUCGAGUUGUCGGGUCCUGUGGUACUAGCAUGACAAACCGAGGACGAGUGCCUUUUCUCGUUUUACACUGUGAAUAUGGAGGCUGAGGAGCCAAUCGAGCCCGACACGGAGAUGGAGAAGGCGGAGCUGUAGCGGAGCUACGAGCGGGAAAAAAACAAAGCAGGUGCCGACGAGAAAACUAAAAAUAAGUAGCAACUACGUAAUGUACAACAUGUCAGAGUUCGAUGUCAGAUAGAGGAUGACAAAUCUAGCAUCUCGGGUGGAAGUUCGUUGAUUUCCUUGCUGUCGUACGAAUUGACGUGAAGCUUUGUUACUAGUUUUUUUUUUACAUUUAGGCCAAAGUUGUCGCAGAAAGACCAACUUGUUUCGUUGUCCAUGAAUUAUUUUUUUUCAAAAAAUGGUCUCUCUACUACGUGCUUGUUUGACAAAACGAAAAUUUUUGCAGAUAGUUCAGUUUUUGCAUUUUAAGGUAGAAAUAAACUUGUGACGCAGGCGCAGCAGGAGCAGAUGAAUCUUGAAACUCCGAUGCCUAUGCCCAGCAGCCUGUCGGUGCUGCUGAGUAUGCUGGCGUUGAAAAACCUUUUCGUUGUAGUUUUUGGGUCAAAGGGAGCAAGUGUGGAAACAUCUAAAACUACGUCAAAGCCGUGCCGGUGCAUGGCUAGGUGCACUGGUUUGUUUGGUCUUUUAGUCGACCACUGCAAGUGACGUCUCUGGUGACCGCUUGCUUUUUGGCAGGCUACGUCCGCUCGGGCGGGUGUGCGG
Molecule: messenger RNA, 2135 nt
Organism: Amoebophrya sp. A120
Lineage: Eukaryota; Dinophyceae; Syndiniales; Amoebophryaceae
Source: the annotation of a GenBank genome assembly